Molecule: messenger RNA, 1500 nt
Organism: Chelmon rostratus (copperband butterflyfish)
Lineage: Eukaryota; Metazoa; Chordata; Actinopteri; Chaetodontiformes; Chaetodontidae
Gene: pitx2
Product: paired-like homeodomain 2
Exons: 3
Coding region: 276-1217 (313 amino acids)
Biological process (GO): regulation of transcription by RNA polymerase II; anatomical structure morphogenesis
Cellular component (GO): nucleus
Molecular function (GO): RNA polymerase II cis-regulatory region sequence-specific DNA binding; DNA-binding transcription factor activity, RNA polymerase II-specific
Source: RefSeq, a predicted model, not a curated record
UCUACUAUCACCUACCUGUCCUUGUCACUCUGAUAGUCAGCCGAGGUAGCCGCUGCUUGCCACCGGUGCUAGUAUGGCAGCACUCAGUGAUCUAUUUUAAAGCAUUUUCCACUUAAAACAUAAGGGGGCUUCAUCUCAACCGCAAGAGGAACCGCUCCCCUGUGCGUCUUUUUGGAGAAUUGAACACAUUCCGCCGACGGACUUUUCCGCUCAUCCUUGUUGUACUGAAGGGGACUUAAUCUGCUUUUGACAGCCAGUUUUGCGAGCUUAUACCGAUGAUCUCUAUGAGGGAUCCAUUAAACAUAGACCAUCACCACCUACCAGGGAAUAAACUUGCCUCCACACACCACACGGCUUUGGCGAUGGCAUCGAGCUUACAGCCGCUGCAGCGGUCUGUGGACUCUAAACACCGGUUAGAGGUGCACACGGUGUCGGACACGUCCAGCCCGGAGUCUGUCGAAAAAGAAAAGAUCCAAAAUAAAAACGACGACUCCUCAGACGACCCCUCUAAAAAGAAGCGGCAGCGGCGGCAGAGGACUCACUUCACCAGCCAGCAGCUGCAGGAACUGGAGGCCACUUUCCAGCGGAAUCGCUAUCCGGACAUGAGCACAAGGGAGGAGAUAGCCGUGUGGACCAACCUCACAGAGGCCCGGGUCAGGGUUUGGUUCAAGAACCGGCGAGCCAAGUGGAGGAAACGGGAAAGAAACCAGCAAGCCGAGCUCUGCAAAAACGGCUUCGGCCCGCAGUUCAAUGGACUCAUGCAGCCCUACGAGGACAUGUACCCCAGCUACACGUACAACAACUGGGCCGCCAAGGGCCUCACGCCGGCCUCCUUAUCCACCAAAAGCUUCCCCUUCUUCAACUCCAUGAAUGUCAACCCCUUAUCCUCGCAGACCAUGUUCUCGCCGCCCAACUCCAUAUCAUCCAUGACUUCCAGCAUGGUGCCAUCGGCGGUCACCGGCGUGCCGGGCUCCAGCCUCAACAGCCUCAACAACUUGAACAACCUCAGUAACCCGUCCCUCAACUCGGCGGUGCCCACGUCGGCGUGCCCCUACGCGCCCCCGACCCCUCCAUACGUGUACAGGGACACUUGCAACUCCAGCCUGGCCAGCCUGAGACUGAAAGCCAAGCAGCACUCGAGUUUUGGAUACGCCAGUGUGCAGAAUCCGGCCACUAAUCUGAGCGCUUGCCAAUACGCCGUGGACAGACCAGUCUAAUACCCAGCUGCACUGCAAAAAAUCACCACCUUAGCAAGUCAUUAGAGGCUAGUAGUGGCGCUUCAAGUGUUGCUUUUCUCUGAGGGGAGUGAGGAAAUCUGGCGGUGAGAUAAUUGUACUUUUUUUCAUGUGUUUCAGGAAAUGUCUUGAUUAUAUGGCAUUUUCUGGCACUGUUGGAGUUGGUUCAUUCUGACAUUUUUUUCCCUCAAGAUAUUGCCACUUGUACCUUGAAAAUGUCCAAACAUGUCAAGAAACACGUGAGAUGAUUCCAUCGCACACUGUU